AUCUACAUCUUCACUAAAUGGUUAUAUAGCUGAUCACUCUGGAUCAUCAACAAGCUCAACUGUUAGUUGUGCAACGGGAGAAGAAUUAUUUUUAGUUCCAAAAGUUCCUCGUGAUUCUUUUGUAUCUAUUUCAUCUUCUAGUAGUUGUUCGUCAAAUGGAAUUGUUUUGCAACAAAUAAAAACAAAAUACAAAAAAAUGCAAUUUUUACCAAAAAAUAAUACUUCUCAUCCAGUAUUGAUGUGUCCUCGGUGUAAUUUUUAUUUUCCUGGAAUUAAAGAUCCUCCUGAUGGUCCGGAGUACAAGAAUGAAGGCACUAAUAUUGCAAAAUGUUUUGAUCUACCUUCCAAAGUUAUGACGUCAAGUAAUUCAAAAAAUAAAAAGAAAUUAAAGAAAACUAAUAAAGUUGAGUUGAAAAAAGAAUUGCUGAGCACCAAAGAAAAUAUUGAAAUAAUUGAUCCUAAAGAAGAACCAAGACCAGAACAUCAUAAACUUCCUGAAAUAAAUGAAAAGUUAUCAGUUUCUUUUAAUAUUGGUUCAAAAGUAUUUGCCUAUUGGAUUAGUGACAAAUUAUUUUAUCCAGCAACUAUAAUUGAAACAAUAUUUCCAAAAUAUAAAGUAGAGUUUUUAUCAGAUCAUGUAAUUAAGUCAAUAACUGAAGAUGGGCUAGUGCACAGUGAUGCUUUAAGACAAGGAAUGCCUAUUGGGAUAUUUGAUACUGUGUCCCAAGAAUACAAAGUUGGCGAUAUUGUCUCUAUUCAUGAGAUAGGCAUUGAAGAUAAAAAUUAUACAGUUGAUUUAGAUUCCGAAGUAGUUGAUGUUUCAUUUGAAAAGUUAGUACUAAAUAUUGAGCAAGCAAAAUGUAUACAAGAAAAGACUUUGCAUAAUAAUGUUUCAAAUUUUAGUCCACGUGAAAACUUUGAUGGAAAAAGAAUUCGUCUAUCUCGAUCAACUAAUACCAAAAAACAAAGACAACAAAUUGAAUCAAAAACUGGGGAAGAAACAAAUAAACGUAAAAAAAAUAAACUACAAACUGAUAAGAAGCGUAAGUGUUUAUUUCCAUUAGAAAAAGAUCCUAGAGAUAUUCCUAGUACUAGUACUGGAAUAACCGAAAGUAUAUAUCAUCUUUCCCCUCAAUAUUCAUCACAGACAGAUUCGGAUUUUGACCAUAUAAGAGAAGAACUAACUACUGUAGAUAUGUUUCACUUGAAAGACUCUCAAAUUGAUAGUGAUCAUUCUUCUGUUGAAAAAAGUCCAAUUAAAAUUGAUUGCAAUGAAAGUACAAAAAUUGUUAAAGUUUUUUCUAAUUUAAGUUUUGUAAUUAGUUAUUCAAAAUACAAACGACGUCCAAUGCCUAAUGACAGUGAUCAGAGUUCAGAUAAUGAAUUUGAUUCAAGUCCAGAUUACUUUGCUCCAUCUGUAAUACAUAAAAAGUCUCUAAUAAAACAAAUAACAAAGUUUGGUGGAGCAAUUUAUAGAUGUUUAAAUCUUGUACCUAAAAACCAAUUAAAGUCAUGUUUUCUCAUCACUGAUACACCAUCACAUACCUGUAAUUAUUUUUUAUCCAUAGCUCUUGGUGUUCCUGCUUACCAUCAUAAUUAUAUUCAGCAAGCAAUCGAACAAAAAAAAAUAUUUACAGAAGUAAUCAUAGGCAUUCAACCAUUACCAAAUGGUUGGUCUUUGGAACUAAAAAAAAUGAUAUUUCGAUCUUCUGAAACAAAUCGUUCUAAAAUAUUUGCAGGAUAUAUUAUAUACAUUGCUUUAGCAGAAAAACCUAGUAGACUAUUUUGGGCUGGAUUGCUAAAAUUUACUGGAGCCAUAGUUUAUACAUCAUGGAAAAAUGGAGUAAAAAAACCAUUAACAAGCCACAUUGUUGUUAUAUUGACAGAUUCUCAAUGCCCAGCUAUACUUCAAAAAUGUGAUUUCCCAAAACUCUCAAUUACUUGGGUUAUACAAAGUUUAAUUUGUGAGUCAGUCAGACCUAUUGAUGGACAUGAACAUUACAUUGAAAUUUCAGAUACAGAAUAAUAAUUUGACAAAUAAAUUCUUACAAUUAUAUUUUAUAUAGAAUUUUUAGUAUUAUUAAACUUAAAAACCCUUUAUAAAUUUAUUUUUAAUGAAUUUUGAAUUAUUGCUACAUGUACCUUUUUUAUUUAUUGUUAAUUUCAUUUAAUUUUAGUGAAUUUAUUUAUGGUAGGCAAUAAAGUCUAUGUUAAUUUUUUAACUAAUGUACUAUAAUUACCUCAAUUAUUUAAUAUGGAUUGUUGUAAAACAAUAUAACUACUUUUUUAACUGGAAACAAUGAUUUCCCAUGAUUAAAAUUUAACAAGUGUAAAUUAUUUCUCAUUUCUAAUACUUUUUUUACUUGUUUUUAUUUUAUUUAUGUAUUUAAUAUAAAAAUAAUUGUAUACUAUUGUAUUUUCGAACUAAUUGUAUUUACAGGAGUUAUGGUGAUCAGUUAUAAAUAUUAAACUAUAAAUUAAAAGUUAAGUUUUAUGUUAGUUUAUGUUUUCUUGUUACUAGUUUUAUAUUGUAUAUAUGUUAAUAAAUUUUAUUCAUUUCAUAUUA
Daktulosphaira vitifoliae (grape phylloxera) is the source of this 2566-nucleotide messenger RNA. RefSeq names its product TP53-binding protein 1-like. The record is from RefSeq and is a predicted model, not a curated record. NCBI's taxonomy places the organism in Eukaryota, Metazoa, Arthropoda, Insecta, Hemiptera, Phylloxeridae. The transcript is spliced from 12 exons. Gene Ontology annotation, molecular function: histone binding. Bases 197 to 2026 code for a protein of 609 amino acids. Gene Ontology annotation, biological process: DNA damage checkpoint signaling; positive regulation of transcription by RNA polymerase II. Gene Ontology annotation, cellular component: nucleus.